CCUAAAACUUGGCAGUGUGUACCAGUAUCGAGUUAUCACCAUUUCAGGCACUGAAGAAAGUGAGCCAUCACCUGCUGCCAUAUACAUCCAUGGAAGUGGAUACUGUGGUGAUGGUGUUAUCCAGAAAGACCAAGGGGAGGAAUGUGAUGACAUGAACAAGAUCAACGGCGAUGGCUGCUCCCUUUUCUGCCGACAAGAAAUUUCCUUCAACUGCAUUGAUGAACCCAGUCGGUGCUACUUCCAUGAUGGAGAUGGGGUAUGUGAAGAGUUUGAACAAAAGACUAGCAUUAAAGACUGUGGUGUCUACACACCUCAAGGAUUCCUAGAUCAGUGGGCAUCCAAUGCCUCAGUGUCUCAUCAAGACCAUCAGUGUCCAGGCUGGGUCAUCAUCGGGCAGCCGGCCGCAUCCCAGGUGUGCCGCACCAAGGUGAUCGAUCUCAGUGAAGGCAUCUCCCAGCACGCCUGGUACCCUUGUACCAUCAGCUAUCCAUAUUCUCAGCUGGCGCAGACCACUUUCUGGCUCCAGGCAUAUUUCUCUCAGCCAAUGGUUGCUGCAGCUGUCAUUGUCCACCUGGUGACUGAUGGGACAUAUUAUGGGGACCAAAAGCAAGAGACAAUCAGCGUGCAGCUGCUUGACACCAAAGAUCAGAGCCACGACUUAGGCCUCCAUGUCCUGAGCUGCAGGAACAAUCCCCUGAUUAUCCCAGUGGUCCAUGACCUCAGCCAGCCCUUCUACCACAGCCUGGCGGUGCGUGUGAGCUUCAGUUCGCCGCUGGUUGCCAUCUCGGGGGUGGCCCUCCGCUCCUUCGACAACUUUGACCCUGUCACCCUGAGCAGCUGCCAGAGAGGAGAGACCUACAGCCCUGCAGAGCAGAGCUGUGUGCACUUUGCCUGUAAGGCCUCUGACUGCCCAGAGCUGGCCGUGGAGAAUGCUUCCCUCAAUUGCUCCAGCAGCGACCGCUACCACGGGGCCCAGUGUACUGUCCGCUGCCAGACGGGUUACGUGCUCCAGAUACAGAGGGAUGAUGAGCUGCUCAAAAGCCAGACUGGACCCAGUGUCAUAGUGACCUGCGCAGAGGGCAAGUGGAACAAGCAGGUGGCGUGUGAGCCAGUGGACUGCGGUGUCCCCGAUCACCAUCAUGUCUAUGCCGCCUCCUUCUCCUGUCUGGAGGGCACCACCUUUGGCAGCAAAUGUUCUUUUCAGUGCCGUCACCCCGCACAGUUGAAAGGCAACAACAGCUUCCUGACCUGUAUGGAAGAUGGGCUGUGGUCCUUCCCAGAGGCCCUGUGUGAGCUCAUGUGUCUCGCCCCAGCCCCAGUACCAAACGCAGACCUCCAGACAGCCCGGUGCCGUGAGAAUAAGCACAAGGUGGGAUCCUUCUGCAAGUACAAGUGCAAGCCUGGGUACCACGUGCCUGGCUCCUCUCGGAAGUCAAAGAAACGGGCCUUCAAGACUCAGUGUACCCAGGAUGGCAGCUGGCAGGAGGUAGCUUGUGUUCCUGUGACCUGUGACCCACCUCCACCCAAAUUCCAUGGGCUUUAUCAGUGCACUAAUGGCUUCCAGUUCAACAGCGAGUGCAGAAUCAAGUGUGAGGAUAGCGACACCACCCAGGGACGAGGAAGCAACAUCAUCCAUUGCCGGAAAGAUGGCACCUGGAGUGGCUCCUUCCACGUCUGCCAGGAGAUGCAAGGCCACUGCUCAGCUCCAAACCAGCUCAACAGCAACCUUAAACUACAGUGCCCGGAAGGCUAUGCUAUAGGGUCAGAGUGCGCCACCUCGUGCCUGGACCACAACAGCGAGUCCAUCAUUCUGCCAAUAAACGUGACUGCGCGUGACAUCCCUCACUGGCUCAACCCAACACGAGUGCAGAGCAUUGUCUGUACUGCUGGCCUGAAGUGGUACCCUCACCCUGCUCUGAUCCACUGUGUCAAAGGCUGUGAGCCCUUUAUGGGAGACAAUUACUGUGAUGCCAUCAACAAUCGCGCCUUCUGCAACUACGAUGGUGGGGAUUGCUGCACCUCCACGGUGAAGACCAAGAAGGUCACCCCUUUCCCUAUGUCUUGUGACCUCCAAGGUGACUGUGCUUGUCGGGACCCUGAGGCCCAAGAACACAGCCGGAAAGACCUCCGGGGAUACAGCCAUGGAUAAAGGAGGACAAGGAGUUGUCAAAGAAUUCCCAACACCAGGACCCACACCCCUUUGGUAUUGAUUUCACAGUCUGCUGCUCAAUGGAAUGGCUCUCCACACCAGGGAUCCUUAGCACCCAACCGGUCUGCCUUUAAUUUCACCCAGGAAGGACUCACAGUAGAGAGAAUGAACCAAAUCUCCAGAUGUUGGAUGAUGGAAUGGAAUUCCAUCCCAAAGUCUGAGAUGGAUUGCGUAGACAGCAUGCAGUCCUGGAGCCUCCUUAAACUCUAAUCAUUUGUCACACAACACAACCAGAGCAAAAACACGCUCUUCAGAGUAUGCACAUCUGUGGUUAGUACACAUGCAUGCAUACACUUCCAUAUGAAAACAUCUGUGUGAGGGCAGUUCUGGAGACAGAGUAGAGAGAGACUGGAACAAACGCAAUCUCUCCUUUCCCAAGUGCAUAGCCAAUGCUAUCUUUGGAAGGAAGAGUUAUAGAAACUGCUAAGACCAUGUAUUGAGAUACCGAGAUUGCUCAUAGCCUGAGGCUCAGAACACAUAGACCAUGCACUAUGGUGUAGUCCUUUGGGACUGGAAGUGAAAUGGUCUGUGGUCACCAACCUUCAAGGGGAUUAGGGCCCAGGAAGAGCUAAAGAUUCCAAGGUGUGCAAAGGCCCCCAGUUCUCCUGCUGCCAUAGGGAUUCUACCUCAGCCCCAGGGCUCGAGGUGAAGCUGGUUAUGGCUCAUGACUACAAAGUUAAGGUAUUAUUCCAGCCCCUUACUUGAGGCUUGAGGUCAUAAUAUUCCUCUAGAUCCCACCCAUUCCCCAGAUCUUGCCUUGGGACCACAUUUGCUGCUACUUUUCCUGCUGCUCUAUCUUAUACACUAAGUACCCCAAGAUGACAGAACUAAGGUAGGAAAAACCCCACACAACCAAAUGGUCUGCCUUAAAAGUGACCCACAUUUUUCAACAGUUCCUCACUUCUGAGCCCUUCUGCAAGAGUAAAUCCCUCAUGAGCCCAUGUGAUGGGAAAUAAAGUCUCCCAUGAGUGGAUUUCUUAUCUUGGAAGGGAUGUAAGGGAUCUCAAAUGCUGGAACCUUUCCUCAGAGUCCAGGGUGUCUAAUCCAGUGUUAGAUUUCAUAACCAAGUGGAAUAGUGUUAGACUUCUGGGAUGUUGGAGCCAUCCAGAGGCUACUGGCAUUGUCUGGACUCUUAGGUUCUUAUCCUUCUUAUAGUCUUCUUAGUGCUCCAGGCUAGAGGAGGCUUUGGAUCUGAGAACCUCAUUGUUGCUGUGCAUAGACAUAAUUCUGGAAUAGAGAAUCAUCUUGAAGGUCAUGAAUGUAGACUGUGCUCUUGAGGGCCAUCAGAGGAACCCCUGAGAUUUCACAGACCUGGUAUCCAACAUGGCCACAACAUGUUGCACAUCAUUUUUCUGCUACCAGUCCUCCUUUAACACCUAGGACUGGACAACUCCCUCCUUGUCUCCCAUGUUCAGCCUUCAAAAGUUAAAGGAGAUUAGCCAACUGCACAUAGAAGCCCCCGCCAUUUUGCAUAUUUCCAGGAAGGAGCCUGCUCCCUUUGAGUUAAUAUGGAAAGAGAUUAAUAUAGGAUGAGGUGGAGAUGUUUAAACCUGAUCUAUUUUCUGAAACCUGGAGCUAGGAGGUAAAGACAUGGGAGACUCUAAACUAAUUAUGUCAUAUAAAGAUUACUGUAAAUUUAGUGAGCUGAAGUCCAGUGAAGACAACCAACAAAAGCAAAGUCUAGAACAAAGUGGAAAAUUCCAGGCACAGGCACAGCCCCUCCUAAUUCCUGUAUCCAAAGCAGGCACUGUUAAUCCAUCAUGGCUCUUUUUCCUACUGGGACCAAAAUAUAACUUCAGAAACUCUGAUUCUAUCAUUCCCAACAGUAAUUAGCUGCUGAUCAAGAACAUUUGAACAGGCAUCUACAGGACAUCUGUGGUCUAUCAUAUUAAGAAACACAUAAAGGUGCUUUCGCACAGGUGCCCAGCUAUAAGGACGCAGUGCUUAGUGCUUAGUUUACAUGGUUUUCCUCCUGUUACGAACUCUGAGAUUGAGUUCCAGAAUGGAGAAGCUGCUGCUGUUGUGAAGGCCAGGUUCAUACCCUUUAUGUCCUCUUAUAAGACCACAUCGCAUUUCUACAUAGGGCAUUGAUUUCUAUAAUCACCAAGGUCAACCCUAAGAAAGACAAAAAUAUCACUAGGAAGAUUGACCCUAUCUUGUGCCCAUCUCUAGGGCCUUAGAGCUCUUGUCAACUCUUAGGACCCAACUUCUGUCUUAGCCAAGUUUUUGUAGUGUAGCUCCUAGUGAUCAUUCAGAAGGUACAAGUUGAGGGCUAAAAGAGGGUCAGCUCUCCAGGUGACUCAGUUAUGCCCAUACAUAAUACAAAGAACUCAGAAGACCCCAGGAUGACAUAACUCAUGUCAAGAUUGUCAGAAACUACAGAAAAUCCUUUCCAGCUUCCUAUGAACCAAUCCUCAUCUAGCUUCUAUGUUAACUACCAACGUUAAACAUCACUAGACUUUUUAGAUGAGCAAAGGUUCCCAGAGGCUGAUUUCCAUGUCUAGGUUCACAGUUUGGAUUGAGCCCUUCUAAGUAAAGACCCACCCAGCCUCCUUCUUACAAUCAUCCAAACCUGUCACUGACAAAGUAAGGUUUGCUGAGGAUAUUACAUAGGCAAAAAGGCCACUUAACUGGGGGCCAGCCUUCUUGCAAAAGGGUCAGCUCCAUUCAUGCAGUGCACUGAUUCCCAGCUCCACAUCACUUGAGUCAUCUAUUUAGGAUAAGAGUACUCACAAGGAGGCUGCUCUGAGGCACUGUUGUAUUCUGGCAGCUCAGGGAGCCUAGAACAAUUGGGAGUUCUGCAUCUGAAGAAGCACUAUCCCUUCAGCUCCACAAAAAGAAAAGAUGAAAUGACAUGUCUGUAAGCUUCAUCCUGGGAAGGCUUUCCAAGCCACAAUUUUAACAGCCUGCUCAGAGCACUUGCAUUACACCCAGAUUCUGUGCCAAAGGCCUUGUAAGGGAAUACUGGACUGGAGAAAUCAGUUUGAGUAGGUGAAUUGGGGUGUAAAGGAAGGGAGAGAUUAACGGCCAUCAACAGCAGGCCUUUGGAGACAGAGGGUAUCAGCUGCUACACUUGGCUUCCACACGUUGAGUCACUGCCUAGACAGUUCUCUUGGUCAUAGGCCCACCUUGGCCGAUGCUUAAAUGCUAUUUGUUGAAAGUAAUUAUUUGAGACAGAUUUCAGCUACCUCCCUUCCAGGUUUGAUUUAACUUGGUUGUAACUGUCAAAUUCUUCUAGGUCUUACCUGUGUUUAAAAAAAAAAAAAAACUAAAAGAAAGACAGAAGAAAGGAAAAAAGAAAGAGAGAAAAGAAAAGCAGGAAAAAAAGAAAAAAAAGAAAUCAUAAAGUCAAGCUGACAGUUUUGAGGUUUUAUGAGUUGUUUAUUUUUUCUGGAGUUGCUUCAAAUGAGAAAAUUAAUAGAAGAAAUUGAUGGUGGCAAAAUUGUACAGAUAGAAAUUAAUAGAAGAUAAUAAGAUAAAAGGAAAUUAAAAUGCAUGAUGAAAACUAAGAAUAAAAACCCUAUUUUUAUGUUUCCUAAAGGAAAUGGUUUAUUCUACAGACUGAGUAGGUAGAUACAACAUAAAUAUUUCCCUGGAAAACAUAGAGUGGGAUUUUAUGAUGCUGCCUGUUACUUUCUGUGCAUUGUGGUGAGUCCAGGAAAGAUGACAUCUCCCUCCCUAAUUUGUUGUUGCAGGGGGUAUAUUUUGUUCAUUUGUUUGGUGGUAAUCAGUGACAUUAGAGUAGGGAGGCUGGAUAAUUGGGUUUACCAAUGUUAAGGGGACAUAUUAUAUCGUACUUUUUAAGUUGUAAGAUGUUUAUAUUUGCUUAUCUAGCACUGGGCUUUAUAAAGACUGCACUCAAACCACACUGCACAGUCCAACUUUCUAAAAAGCUGCUACCUGAGCAGACAGGUAAUUCUAGUGUGUUUUGAGACAAAGUUAACCAACAAAAAUUAAAGAAAAAUACCCUAAGAAGCAAAUGAAUAA
Messenger RNA from Octodon degus (degu), 6196 nucleotides. Its product is annotated as pappalysin-1. NCBI's taxonomy places the organism in Eukaryota, Metazoa, Chordata, Mammalia, Rodentia, Octodontidae. The record is from RefSeq and is a predicted model, not a curated record. Bases 152 to 2149 code for a protein of 665 amino acids. The transcript is spliced from 15 exons.